Magnolia sinica is the source of this 406-nucleotide messenger RNA. RefSeq lists its product as uncharacterized. The transcript has 2 exons. NCBI's taxonomy places the organism in Eukaryota, Viridiplantae, Streptophyta, Magnoliopsida, Magnoliales, Magnoliaceae. The record is from RefSeq and is a predicted model, not a curated record. Bases 19 to 351 code for a protein of 110 amino acids.
GUGGUAGCAUGGACGGCCAUGAUCUCAGGCUAUGCUAAGAAUGGGGAAUCUGGUGAGGCAAUUAAGCUUUUUCACAUGAUGCCGGUUGAUGUUGUGAAGCCAGAUGAGCAUGCAUACAGUGAUGGCUGGUUAGUAGAAGUGGUACUACACCAUCUUGGCGCUGAAGAUGGAAACAUUGUGAUAGCUAAAGAUAUCAGGUUUGGCUUUGCUUUGGCAUCACUUUCUCCAAUUUUUCUUUUGGUAUUCAAGCACACUAUCUGGUGCAUCUGUAUCCUUCUGCUUGCAUUUGUUUCUUACAAAAUUCAUGGUUCUUUAAGGCUUUCAGACUUCCCUAGGAGGUUGCAUCUAUAAUGGGUGAGCUGAGCUUGUUAAAAAGCUGAAAUGUAAGUUUGAUGUCACAAUUCUG